UUUCCAUCCCUUCGUGCCUUCUCCCGCCCGCUCCCACCUGGAAUCCAAGUCCGCCUCUUUAUCCCAUCCCCCGUCACCGUCCUUGGUCGAGAACGAAAGAUCUGCUCACCUUCUACCGACCUUUUGAUCGACCAGCUCCUUCCCCCUCCAUCCCAAGUCGACUUCAAUUCUUCAACCUACCUACUUCGAUUCAGUCUUUCCCGUCGUUCCUUUUGAACUUUUGAGGUGUUUGUCCCAGGUGGAACGCUCGCUGAGUCGCUGGAGAGACCGACCACAUUCCAUUCUUUACCCUGUAUUUGGCCGCCUUCACCUCCCUUCUUCCGAUUCGUUUGCAAAACUCUUCAUUCGCUUCAACCCGAGUUCAGUCAUCACUGGGGACACAUCGGGCAGCUUUUGGGGACCACGUUCAACUGAGAGCAUUUUGAGCAAACUCCAGGGGAGAUUCGCUCUAAAGAACAGUCUCACCUGCGAUUGAGUCUUCCUCCAGAAGAAAGGAGUUGAAGAGACCAGAGAGACUGGCUUUCUGAAUCAUCAUCAUCUUUGUGCGAUUGGCUUUGACGGGAGUCACCCGGGGUCCUUUGCACUGCCGCACGCCGCCAUGGCGUCGAUGGAUUCAUCAAGAUCACACGUCCAUCCCCUCUUCCGACGUUGUGUGCAGUGUCCUCCAGAUCCCCCCAGCUGUCCUCCCUGCGCCUCAGAUGAAACUUGUUCGCUAUCAGCUCAAUCGUGCAAUUCAUGCGCAUCGACAACUUGCGUCAAGCUCAGUACAAUACCCGGUCAGUCAGCACCAAAGAAAUCAACACCUAUUGGUGCUAUAGUUGGCGGAGUGAUAGGAGGCAUUCUCCUUCUCAGUGUGCUUGCAUACUGCUUUUAUCGAUUCCGAGUCCGGAAAAAGCGACACGUUGAGAUCUGGGAUCCGCCCGAGAAAAGAGAUCAAUCUACCCUGCACCGAGCCGAUCGUCAAUCGACGAGAUCCGCACACUCGAUCGCUUCAACCGUUCUCACGCGAGCCUCGAAUGUCAUUCAAAUUGCAUAUAUCCCCGGAGUCACGGUCCGAUCACCACCCGAGUCUCCGGCACUUCUAGUUCCUCCUGUGCCCGCGCUUCCGGGAGGCAUGGGCAACUCAGCAGCAUCUACACCUGAGCUUGAGCAGCACUUUUUCAUGCCAGGAGACCUCAGAGAUUCGACGUGGUCCGAUACUGAUUCGAUAGCAACCCGUUUCAGUGUCGCACCCAGUCUAGCCCGUCAAAGUGUGGCGACCACCAUCUAUCGAAGUGACGCCAUUGUGCCCCCUAUACCGGCACAGCAGGCUUUCCGAGCUCAAGCCAACGUUGUCAGUGUCAAAUCGGGAUCUAACACACCAGGAACGUCUUCCACGCCCAGCAUGAGAACCCCCAAGAUCCCGCAAGGACAAAGCAUGGGCAGCUCUGCAAGUUCCAUCGUUGCCCGGAAUGUUACGGCAAGACCUAUAGAGGUCAAAAAGACCAACUCAGGCACGAGAGUCCCCACUGUUGCCAAUCUUGCAAAGGAAGCUGCCCGAAAAAGCAGCACACCUACGUCCGAACAGAGCAUACCCAUUUACAGCGACGAAAAAGAAGUCGUCUUCUCGAAGUCGACUGCCACCACUCCUAGCACCACCUCUGAGGAUGACCCGAUUUCGCCUAUCACAAUUCCGCGCCCUGCUUUUGCCAGCAAUCAUUCGGCAAGGUCUUCUUCUGUAAGCGCAAUCCUGCCUCCCGAUGCUCUCAAAGGCGCUCCUAGCGGUCCCACGCAGCGGCACAGCAACAACCCCAUCAACGCAAUGAUUGCGGAUGCUAUCAAUCGAGCUAGAGAUCCGCAUCCUAUGGGCGUGACCAGCCCGACUGCACGGCCAGAGCUGGUUACUCAUGACUCGGGCCCAUUUUCAGACUCCAACGAGGUGAAAGAAAAUUUACCUUGAUGUAUAUUAUUUGCUUUCUUGAGAUUCAUAUGCCACGAGGCAACUUUUAUGAGCGAUGGGUCAGGUUUGGGAUCAUCUAGAUAUGGAUAUGCCUCGCGAUGGUACUCGAGUCAUGAUUGCAAUCUUAAAAACCUUUUCAGACCAUCCGAAGUCAAAUGCUCCUAUACAUAAAGUGCCUCGAAGCAGGACGUGCUUGUCAGAGGGGCUCAGAUCUGGCGAGGGCGUGUCUUAUUAAAGGCGUUCUCUUAGGUUAUGUAAGUGAACGUACGGAGUAGGAGGGC
Molecule: messenger RNA, 2220 nt
Organism: Exophiala xenobiotica
Lineage: Eukaryota; Fungi; Ascomycota; Eurotiomycetes; Chaetothyriales; Herpotrichiellaceae
Exons: 2
Coding region: 599-1939 (446 amino acids)
Source: RefSeq, a predicted model, not a curated record